Messenger RNA from Fusarium sp. VM40, 954 nucleotides. The record is from the annotation of a GenBank genome assembly. Lineage: Eukaryota; Fungi; Ascomycota; Sordariomycetes; Hypocreales; Nectriaceae.
AUGGGUAAGAAGAAGGUCCUAGUUUGCUAUGGUGUGGAUAUUGACGCCGUUGCUGGUUGGCUGGGAUCAUAUGGAGGCGAAGAUAGCACAAGUGAUAUUAGCAGAGGUAUCUGGGCUGGUACACAUGGUACCAGGCGCCUAUUGAAGCUCUUCGAAAAGUACAACAUCAAAGCCUCAUGGUUCAUCCCUGGCCACACCCUGGAAACCUUCCCCGAGGAGUGUGCCAUGGUCCGAGAUGCGGGUCAUGAGAUCGGCCUAAACUUUGAUAAGCUGCAUGGGUACAGCCACGAGAACCCCGUAGACAUGACUUUCGAGCAGCAGAAAGAUGUUCUACAUAAAACUUGGAAGUUGCUCACUGACUUCUGUGGAAAGCCGCCUCGUGGAAGUGUGGCACCCUGGUGGGAGACAAGUGAGGAAGGAACUGAGCUGAUGCUUAGUUAUGGCAUUGAGUAUGACCACUCCAUGUCUCACCAUGACUGUCAAGCAUACUGGCUACGCACUGGUGAUUCUUGGACCAAGAUUGACUACACUAAGAAGGCCGAGGAGUGGAUGAAGCCAUUGAAGCAAGGGAAGGAGACUGGCAUGGUUGAGAUUCCUGGGUCAUGGUAUAUUGACGAUCUACCCCCGAUGAUGUUCAUUAAAAACUCGGCAAACUCACAUGGAUGGGUAAACCCUCGAGAUGUUGAGGAUAUCUGGAGGGACCACUUCGACUACUUCUACCGAGAAUAUGAUGAGUUUAUAUUCCCAAUGACUAUUCACCCUGAUGUGUCUGGUCGACCCCACGUCCUCUUGAUGCAUGAGCGUAUUAUUGAGCAUAUCAACAAGCAUGAAGGCGUGGAAUGGGUAACAAUGGCAGAGAUGAGCGACUAUUUCAAGAGCAAAAACCCGGCACCAGAGGGCGCUUUGAUGCCGGCUAGCAGAGAAGAGGUUAUGAAGCGAUUCCAAGAUUCAUGA